Messenger RNA from Oncorhynchus masou masou (cherry salmon), 843 nucleotides. RefSeq lists its product as uncharacterized. Gene Ontology annotation, molecular function: protein binding. The annotation marks the transcript as partial. The transcript is spliced from 3 exons. The record is from RefSeq and is a predicted model, not a curated record. NCBI's taxonomy places the organism in Eukaryota, Metazoa, Chordata, Actinopteri, Salmoniformes, Salmonidae.
GUGUCCCCAAAAGGCCAGGCACCCGGAGGUUCCCCAGACGUACAACAACACAGCCCUGGUGCUAUGGAAACCAGCCGACACCAAGCCCCCUGUAGCUACUCUCUGGAGAGGAAGACAGAAGGUGAUGCCAACUGGCUGAUCAUAGCGACUGGAGUGGCUGACUGUUACUACAAUGUCACAGACCUGCCACCAGGGGGCGCCUUUAGGUUCAGAGUGGCCUGCGUCAACAAGGCUGGACAGGGACCCUACAGCAACACAUCGGACAAAGUCAGCCUGGACUCAACAGUAGGCGUGUCCUCUCCAGCGGUGGCCAUUGUGAAGACAAUCUCCUCACCUCCCUCCCACCCUGCCCCAGCAGCUACCACCUUAGUGACUGUUAUCACAAAGGUCAAACCAGCAGUAAUGCAACCUCCUGGUAAAACGGUGUCCACUGUCUCUCCCUCUUCACCCUCCCUUACACAGACCUCUCUAACCUUCCCUGCUCCCACCGCAGCUCUCUCUCCCUCUACACCUUCGGCCCCCGCCAGCCCUGCCAUCACAACCCCUCCAACUGAACACCUGACGGUCACCCCUACCACCCCUCCAACUCUCUCCUCCCCGCCUGUAGUCAAACCUCCUCCCUUCAUCCUCCCCAAACCCCAGAGUCCUGUCAAUGUGGUCCCACCCAUGACCCAAACCCCGCCCAUCUCUCCCCCUCUCCCUCUCGUUACACCUCCUUCCACCCCCACUAAGCCCGUCAUGGCAUCCGUUCCUACCUACACCCUGCCGCCACUGCCCGUAUGGCCCCCAGCCCCCUCCCGGCCCCCUCAUUCUCCCCCCAAGUGCUCCAGGUCAGCAGUCUGA